Molecule: messenger RNA, 2882 nt
Organism: Scomber scombrus (Atlantic mackerel)
Lineage: Eukaryota; Metazoa; Chordata; Actinopteri; Scombriformes; Scombridae
Gene: hebp2
Product: heme binding protein 2
Exons: 5
Coding region: 133-702 (189 amino acids)
Cellular component (GO): cytoplasm
Source: RefSeq, a predicted model, not a curated record
CAGGAAGUUAAGGUUAUGAAAACAAACGCUCUCGCACCCACACCCUGAUAACGACGAGCUGCACGCGCACAGGCGUUGGAGAGCGUAAUUGACUAACUUGAAUAGAGCACACAGUAUUGAGCAGCAGCAGUCAUGUUGAAAGCUCUGUUCUCCAGUGGAUUACAGAAUCCCAAAUUCACGGAAGGGGAGACAAAGGGACAAGACUAUGAGAUCCGCACCUAUCAUGCCACUAAGUGGAUGAGCACCUCUAUGAGUGGGAUGCAAUGGGACACAGCCACGACUACUUGCUUCCGCAGGCUUUUCAGCUACAUUCAAGGCAAAAAUAAAAACAAGGUCAAAGUAGACAUGACGGCCCCUGUGACUUGUCGUGUGGAUCCUGGAGCCGGCCCUGCAUGUGAAUCUCAGUUCACUAUGUCCUUCUACAUCCCAGAGGAGCAUCAGGAAAAUCCACCAGAGCCGAAUGACUCAGAGAUGUUUGUGGAGCACAGGAAGGAGAUGACAGUUUAUGUCAGGACAUACGGGGGUUUCGCCAAUGAGAAGAAUAAGCGUGAGGAGCUCAAGAAACUUAUAGAGAGCCUGCAGAGGGAUGGCGUCCCAUUUGUGGAUCAGCCGUUUUACGUAGCUGGCUAUGACAGCCCCUUCAAGCUGACCAACCGCAGGAACGAGGUCUGGAUCCUCAAGAAGGAAGAGGAACAAAAGUAGAGAGUUCAGAGGUCACGCAACACCCUACCCACCACAAAAAGGGGGAAAAAAUCACAUUUAAGAAAACAUUCAUAUCCUCAUUUGAUCAAAUUCUCAGAGAUUCACAGUGUCACAUUACAGCAGUAAUCAGUGUCAAAGAGCGCACAAUCGUCUUUAUUACAUGAAUGUGAUGAAUGAAGCUUCAAAGGCAUACUAAGACAUCUUGAAUACUUAUUAAAAGUUACUGAAGUCAUUCACAGUUUAAAUAACAAUUUGCUGAAUAAAGCAAGAGGCCACAGUGGGGCAAUAAUUCCAGCAGGUGGAGCUAAGUAGUGAGGAAACAUUUCUCCCUUAUGAUGCAUCUUCUUAGGUCUAAAACCACAAGUGCCUCUUCCCUUUUUAAUGAAUGACUUCUUGCAAAUACACUAAAAUUGCAGCUAUUGUUUGCACAUGCAGCUGAUUACUAUGUUUCCUGCAAUUCUUAAAGCUUAAAAAAUACUUAAAAUACUUGAGUAAUUUGUUUACACCUUACCCUUAAUGUGAAAAGACUGAAGAGUGAAAAAAUAAAGGAUAGGUUCACAUUCAGUAAUACUUCCACAAUACCUAUAUGAACAUUAAAAGCACUGCAAAUGGAGGACAAAAUCCAGAGUGCACAUUUUGUGCAAAAAUACUUUCAAAAGUCUUCAACUGUUCAACUUUGUCUAAUCAAGAGACAAUCUCAUAAAUUCCUUCUCUGGUGUCAGUAUUCCUCCAAAGCAGCUCAGAAAGGAAACACUGUCCGUAAAAACACGUGUAAUUUUGUACACAAAGUACUAUAACUUUACUAUAAGAAUCUCCACCUGAUUUUAGCUCAUGUUAACUUCUAUUGAACAGUAACUAAAGCUCUUACUUCUUUAUUGAAGUAAGGGCAGUAUUUCCCCCCCACCUCUUACAUUGAAACCACAUAACAUGGGAUCUCUUUGCUGCCAGUAUGAACUAGAGGAAUGAUUACAGCAACAGGCAUACUGUUGUUUUUUUAGAAAUUCAUUAAAAAAAGUGGAUCUAUGCUUUAAAGCAUAGCAAUGCAUUUUUUUAAAAGUCUGUUUUACAACAGUCUGGUGCUCCAAUGAACAUUGAACAAGGUUUUCUUGCUGUUAUCAUUCCUCCUGUUAAUACUGACCAUUAAAAGAUCCCUUCAUAAUGCUCUUUGAAUAUAAGCAAAGGGGAACAAAAUGUAUGUGAGCAGAAAUGGAUUUAAUAGUUUAUUAGAAGAUAAUAUGGCUUCAGCAGUCUGAGAUAUUCAAAGUUUUUUACAGUCUUUUUAGUAAAAAAUAUUUUGUGCAGCUGCAGUGGCGGGAUCAUCACAAAAAAAGGAAUUUAGUACUAAAAAGACUAAUUAUGAAAGAUAUUCUCUUGAUUUGACUAAUUUGGAAGCUUCACAAUAGCUUUGAAAGCUUUUUUUUUUAAUGCACUGAUGGGUUUGUGGAUUUUGUUGCCCAUCAUUUACAUUGUAAGUACAUUAUAAAGGGACCUCUAAAUGGCCAGUAUGAACAGGAGGGAUGAUUACAGCAAUAAAAACAUGAUUUAGUGUUCAUUUGGGCACCUGACUGUUAAAAAAUUUGAAUCUAUCCUUUAAUUUCGUAGGUCAGUUGCAAAGUUUGACUGCAGGUGUCUCUCCUGUCAGUCAGCGUUUCAAAGGUGACUCUGUCGCGCCUGCCUGACAAAAUGUUGAUAAAUCUCAGUUUAUCUGAUUUUCAGAAGUUGCUUACCGUCACCCAUUAUGAUGAAUGUCUGACUCAUAACAGAUCAGGAGCCGUCAUCGCUUCAUCGCUGACGUGUCAUUUGCAAUAAACAUCCUUUUGAUGAAUGAAUUAGGUGUGCAGUUACCUGUCUGUGUGGUUCAAAAUCAAAUCUAUCAACAUUUUUGUCGCUUGGCUGGUGUUAGAAGUUGGCAAAGAUUCACACUUAUGAGUUGUCAUAAAUGUUAAGCCUUUUUUAAUCUGACUUGACAUCCUUUUAUACAUAAACUCAUAUUCAUUUUUAAAGCUCAUGAUGUACUAGAAAUUUUAAAGAAGGGAAACUACAUGCUACUUGAAAAAAAGAAUAAUGACAUAAGCACUGCACUCAUUUAUGAAUCAUGGGAUACAUUGCCCAUGAAUGAUAUUUAACAAUGUAACAUUAUCUCAUCAAUAAUAAAUAAUAAAACUCAUUUUCAAAUGAUU